GACUUGCACUUCGCUUGACCUCAGCGACGACUGCUCUCGCACCCACCCCGACCAUCCACCACCCAGCGACGUCAAGAUGGUCAACCUCCGCACCCAGAAGCGCCUGGCGGCCUCCGUCACUGGUGCCGGAAAGCGCAAGAUCUGGCUCGACCCAAAUGAGGUCAACGAGAUCUCCAACGCCAACUCCCGUCAGACGAUCCGCAAGCUGCUCGCAGAUGGCCUCAUCAUCCGCAAGCCAGUGACCAUGCACUCGCGUGCCCGCGCCCGAGAGCUCACCGCUGCCCGCCGAAUUGGACGUCACCGUGGUUUCGGUAAGAGGAAGGGUACUGCCGACGCUCGUAUGCCAACCCAAGUCAUGUGGAUGCGCCGUCUUCGUGUCCUCCGCCGUCUGUUGGUCAAGUACCGUGCCGCCGGCAAGAUCGACAAGCACCUUUACCACGAGCUCUACCACUUGAGCAAGGGUAACACCUUCAAGCACAAGCGUGCUCUUGUCGAGCAUAUUCACAAGGCCAAGGCCGAGAAGCAGCGUGAGGAGAAGCUCAAGGCAGAGAUGGACGCCAAGCGUGCGAAGACCAAGGCUGCCCGCGAGCGGAGACAAGAGCGCAUCACUGCCAAGCGCAACGCACUUGCUGGCGAGGACGAGGAGCCUGCCGCUCAAUAGACGCAUACCCAGCAGAGUCUUUAUCGAAUGUCACGAAGCAUGCCACAGAUCAUCAGAAGAGGGUCACCAAGGACGGGCAACAUGGGUACGCCCUAGGCCAAACUAUGAGUGGUAUCAUCAUGGGGUUAUUCGGGCGUGCUGUUACUUGCUGUGGAUGGUGCUUGGGCGCUUUACGUGUCGCGUCGAGGGUAUGAUGCGUGUACUUGAGGCGGUACAAUUUGAAAGCCUUGAAAAGAAGUUCACGAUUCCAGAUCCUCAUGCUCAUGUUUUCCCAUUUUAUGCUCUCAAUGCGAUACUGAUUGGCGUCAACAGCGAUCGCGCACUGUCCCUCGCGAAUGACACCCGUACCCAAGCCAAUUCGUGCUCAAAUUCACAGAUUUUUAACAUGGCUUAGAUCUCAACAGUACGCGACAUGCUUAAUGACAUUACAUACCUGCUUCGACCACUGAAUCGCACGAUUGAACUUCCACUUACCGACAUAUACAUCUCUCAGCCAAUUCACAUCACCAGAUCCGCCGCAUAUCACCAUUUCAUGUGUCAGUUGAGGAGUGGUCGAGUGGCGCCCAGACCGACU
Cercospora beticola is the source of this 1235-nucleotide messenger RNA. Lineage: Eukaryota; Fungi; Ascomycota; Dothideomycetes; Mycosphaerellales; Mycosphaerellaceae. The record is from RefSeq and is a predicted model, not a curated record.